UACCCACGGCAAGUCAAGUGUAAGGCUUAGCAAUAUGGCGAACGCCAAGCUUGUUGUAGUCGUGGCCACGCUCGUGAUCCUCCUGGAGGUGUCAACGUGCACCCUGGCCCGGCACCACGGCAAGCCAGACCCGUGCAGCGGCGAGGACGACGGCUCCGCGGUGGGCACACUGCACAAGCACAAGAAGCCUGGCCACUGCCCAUCGCCAGGCGGCGGCGGUGGCACACCUGGCAUCAUGACAGUGAACGGGUUCCAGAAAGGGGAGGACGGCGGAGGGCCAUCGGAGUGCGACGGCAAGUACCACAGCGAUAAGACCUUGAUUGUGGCACUGUCGACGCGGUGGUACGCUGGCGGGCGGCGGUGCCACAAGCCGAUCCGCAUCACGAGCAAGCAAAACGGGCGCACCGUGGUGGCCCGAGUGGUGGACGAGUGCGACUCCAACCAUGGCUGCAAGGACAAUAUUGUGGACACCUCUCAGGCCGUGUGGGAUGCGCUUGGGCUCGACAGCAACAUCGGCGAGGUGCCCGUCACCUGGUCCGACGCAUGAAACCCACGGCGAGCGGUGGAUUCCAUUGGGAUGUAGCGUUCGCGAGUCAAGCGUCAAGUGUCAGUGUCGUUGCUAAUCUCGACGGGUAUAAGGUAUUUGGUCGAGCAGCAGAAUAAAUAAACUACUACUACUACCUCGAUGUGUAUAAGGUACAUCGCGUUGAUUAAACACGGUCAGAGGGAGUAGUAUGGAUGAUAGUGCGAAUUUAUCAUCUUGUAAAAGUGUCACCCUUAUGUAAUGUGUGUUUCUCGUUAGUUGCCCGUCUCAGUUUGAUUU
This is a messenger RNA of Lolium perenne, 823 nucleotides long. Its product is annotated as putative ripening-related protein 6. The record is from RefSeq and is a predicted model, not a curated record. Lineage: Eukaryota; Viridiplantae; Streptophyta; Magnoliopsida; Poales; Poaceae.